AUGGAGAUCAGUAACCCCCGGCGCAUCCUCGCUGUCGGUGCUCCCGGCUCGGGUGUGCUCUCUUUGCUCAAAGAUCUCACAGGCUCCGCCCCAGAGCUCAUCACCGACACCACCGCUGGGCUCUCCCACGAAUGGAACCUCACGACCAAGUACUACACGGCCAAACUCCCCAUAUGGAUCGACGAGAUCCCCGACAUCGCCGAGUGGCGCACCGAGUUCACAAAACCUGAAGCCAAAGAGGUGGUCACUGCGAUUGGCGCUUGGAUCUUCUGCUUCAAGAAGCCAGUCACAGAAAAGGACGUGGAGGCGAUCAAAGACACGAUGGCGGCGAUUGCAAAAGUGGUCGAGGCGGCCUGCGGCUACAGCGACGACCAUGUGCGCCUCGCUGUUGCGAUGCCGCAGAGCAUCACACCCUAUCUGGAGAAGGGCGCUGAAGACUGGGACGAUGUGUGCAUGGAGCAUGGCUUUGAGUUUGUGGACAGCGAGGCCAAGGGCAAGAACCAGUAUGGCGAAGAGAUGGGUGUCAAGAGAGUCGAGGAUGCGCUCAAGGCGCAGGAAUGGGACGGCAUUGGCGCCGACGAUGACUUCGGGUUCGACGACGAUGCGUUUGGGGAGGGCCUCGAUGCGGAAGAGAGGGAGAUGGGCAUGGAGCUGUUUGGCUUGAAGAACGCGGUGCACGGCAUGGGCGAGGACGAGGAGGCGCAGGUGGAGGAGCUCGAAGGCCUGAUGCGCAAGAUGGUCGCAAUCAAGGGUAUAUACAAUUUGCACGCCAGUGCCCAUACUAGAAGCUAA
Messenger RNA from Paraphaeosphaeria sporulosa, 792 nucleotides. RefSeq lists its product as uncharacterized. The record is from RefSeq and is a predicted model, not a curated record. The coding region runs from base 1 to 792 and encodes 263 amino acids. Gene Ontology annotation, biological process: vesicle-mediated transport. NCBI's taxonomy places the organism in Eukaryota, Fungi, Ascomycota, Dothideomycetes, Pleosporales, Didymosphaeriaceae. Gene Ontology annotation, molecular function: protein-macromolecule adaptor activity. The transcript is spliced from 2 exons.